Messenger RNA from Malurus melanocephalus (red-backed fairy wren), 2898 nucleotides. It is a transcript of the gene ACSBG2, whose product is annotated as acyl-CoA synthetase bubblegum family member 2. The coding region runs from base 76 to 2286 and encodes 736 amino acids. Lineage: Eukaryota; Metazoa; Chordata; Aves; Passeriformes; Maluridae. Gene Ontology annotation, molecular function: long-chain fatty acid-CoA ligase activity. Gene Ontology annotation, cellular component: endoplasmic reticulum; membrane. The transcript has 15 exons. The record is from RefSeq and is a predicted model, not a curated record.
AAAAAUAAAGGAUAUUACACGUCGUGCUCGGCGCCGGUGCGGAGCGGCUGCGGAGGGGAGGCUGCGGGACGGGAGAUGCGCGGGACAGUGCUGUGUGAGUCAGACGCAGGGAUGGCACUUGCAGAACCAGUCCCCGUGGCUUAUUGCAAUUCAGCUCCUCAUGGGAACUGUGAGGUGAUACUGGAAGAUGCACUGCUCAACUCUUCACCCAGAAUUGCUGAGCCACGCAACAACGAGCCAGGGGAAGAUUCCAAGAUGGAGACAUAUCAGGUGAACUCACUCAGUCCCAAAGCCUCCUCCCCUCCUGCCUCCAGCUUGUGGACRACACGUCGUGAUGGAGAGGUCAAGCUGAGGAUGGAAGAACACGGCAUAGGCAGCGAGGCACCAAAAACUGUGCACCAGCUUUUACAGGAAUGUGCCAAUAAAUACAGCGACUACUACGCCCUUGCAUCCAAAAAAGAUGGCCAGUGGGUAAAGCUGACSUAUAAGAUGUACUAUGACGAGUGCUGGAAAGCAGCCAAAAGCUUUCUGAAGCUGGGGCUGGAGCGUUUCCAUGGAGUGGGCAUCCUGGGAUUUAAUUCUGCAGAGUGGUUCAUUGCUGACAUUGGAGCUAUCCUUGCAGGGGGAUUUGCUGUUGGGAUCUACACUACAAACUCUCCCGGGGCCUGUCACUACGUAGCAGACAACUGCAGUGCCAACAUUAUCGUGGUGGAAAACCAUAAACAGCUGCAGAAAAUCUUAGAAAUUGAAGACAGCCUACCUCAUCUGAAGGCCAUUGUGCAAUAUGGRGAGGAGAUCAAAGAGAGGAGACCAAACCUGUACUCAUGGAGGGAGUUCAUGGAGCUGGGCAAGGACGUGCCGGACUCACGGCUCCGCGAGRUCAUCGCGUCCCAGAAACCCAACCAGUGCUGCACCCUCAUCUACACCUCGGGCACCACRGGCCAGCCCAAGGGGGUCAUGCUCAGCCACGACAACCUGACRUGGACGGCGUUGGCGGCCGGACGCUACGUCAUGCUGAGCGAUGCGCUGACCAGUCAGGAGCAGGUGGUCAGUUAUCUGCCCCUCAGCCACAUCGCUGCCCAGAUGUCUGACAUUUGGUCAGCCAUGACCUUCGGAGUGCAAAUUUACUUUGCCCAACCAGAUGCAUUGAAGGGCAGCUUGGUGGAGACCCUGCGGGAAGUGAGGCCAACUGCCUUUUUGGGAGUUCCUCGUGUCUGGGAAAAAAUGGAGGAGAAAAUGAAAUCUGUGGGCAUGAAAUCCUCAGCGUUCCGAAGGAGAGUGGCAUCGUGGGCCAAGGGAGUGGGGCUGCAGACCAACCUCAAAAGGAUGAAUGGGUACUCCGAGGUGCCCGUGAAUUUCCGCCUGGCCAAGCAGUUGGUGUACAAGAGGGUGCGCAAGGCCAUCGGGCUGGACCGCUGCACCAAGUGCUACACGGGGGCUGCUCCCAUCACCAGAGACACCCUGGAAUACUUUCUGAGCCUGAACAUUCCCGUGCUGGAGCUGUAUGGGAUGAGUGAGAGCUCUGGGCCUCACACCGUAUCCCUACCUCAUGCCUUCAAGCUCGGCAGCUGUGGGAAGGAGCUGACGGGCUGCCACACCCUGAUCCACAAACCAGACAGGGAUGGCAUCGGGGAGAUCUGCUUCUCAGGRAGGCACGUCUUCAUGGGCUACCUGAACAUGGAAGAAAAAACCAAAGAGGCCAUCGAUGAGGAUGGCUGGCUGCACUCAGGGGACCUGGGCAAGCACGACAAGGAUGGGUUCCUCUUCAUCACAGGCAGAAUUAAAGAGCUCAUCAUCACUGCAGGAGGUGAGAACAUUCCUCCUGUUCCAAUCGAGGAUGCUGUCAAAAAUGCUGUUCCCAUCAUCAGCAACGCCAUGCUGGUUGGAGACAAAGCCAAAUUCCUUGCCAUGCUUCUGACACUAAAGUGUGUGGUGGAUGUGGAAACGGGCGAGCCCGGGGAUGAGCUCACUCCAGAGGCUCUGGAAUACUGUCGGAAGCUGGGCAGCCAGGCCAGCACGGUCUCYGAAAUCAUCAGCAGCAAAGACCAGGCUGUCUAUGCCGCCAUCCAGAAAGGGAUCUCGGCCGUCAAUGAGGGAGCCGUGUCCAACGCYCAGAAAAUCCAGAAAUGGGUCCUGCUGGAGAAGGACUUCUCCCUGUUUGGGGGAGAGCUUGGCCCCACCAUGAAGCUGAAGAGGCCGGAGGUGGUUCAGAAGUACCGGGACCAAAUCGCUCGGUUUUACACGAACAUCGAGACCCCCACGGGGGAGCCCUCGGCUCAGCCGUAGAGCCCCGGACUGAAAGCGUUCCCGAGGCCACUCCCAGCUGCCCAGGAAGGAUUGCCUGGAUCCUGUUGAAAUAAAGAGGCUCAGCCACCAGGCAGCCCCUCGGCAUCGCUUCGCUGUCCAUGUCCUGGCCCUGCAGUGUGGUGAGCGUGGUCCUGCCCAUGUUCUCCCAUGUUUUGUGUCCCGUGCUGAGAUCUGGCAAAUAUCGCAACUUUGUAUUUUUUAUUUCCAUUUUUAUAAGGGCAAUACAAUGUUUACCUGAAAUCCACGUGACAUGUUACGUUCUAACCAAAGUUUUCUUUUCCUGAGAUGAAUGUAAAACAGGAGCUGCAAAUCAGGAGCUGCACUUUUCCUGCUGAGGGAGAAAGGCAGAUUUCAUUUUCCAGCAGCGUCCUCGCUCCCUGCUGCACGUUUCCCUGCAUGCUGAUGGAAUCCAUAUCAUUUUAAAUCUCCUUCCCCAAAAACCAUCCCUGUCUGAGAUGACAAAUGCUGUGUGACUACGCACAGCAGUGGAGGUGGAACCUCACAUGAACUGGGUUUGUCUGUGCAAUAUUUUGAGUUUGUUUUACCUUUUUGAGUUAUAAUGAAGCCAUAAAUUGUAUUGUUGAAGUUGUA